This is a messenger RNA of Alternaria triticimaculans, 1938 nucleotides long. RefSeq lists its product as uncharacterized. Bases 1 to 1938 code for a protein of 645 amino acids. The record is from RefSeq and is a predicted model, not a curated record. Lineage: Eukaryota; Fungi; Ascomycota; Dothideomycetes; Pleosporales; Pleosporaceae. The transcript is spliced from 5 exons.
AUGUCACCAAGCUCGCUAGUAUACCCAUCCAGUGCAAUCCGUGACAAAGACAUCUGGCUCACUGCCAUCGCAGCCGAGGAAGUCACCGAUUAUCAUUCUAUCGACGCGAUGUGGCCCACCGGCGCAGACGAAUUCGUCUUUGGCGCUACCCUCGGCGUAGACGAAGCGCAACAGUCCGCGCAUGAUCAUCAACAGUUCCCUGGCGCUAUAUACCAUGUACUGGAAGAUGAAGAGCCAGCAUCGUCGUUUCUGUCGCAGUCUAUCCGUGAUACAGGGACGACCACGCCGGCUACUGACCUUUCCGCGUACGCUUUCGCCCCUCAUGAGCCUCCGGGUUUCUCUACGCCUAGAGACAACAUGCAUCCCACGGGGCAACAUUCGCCAUAUCUUGCUCCACCCACGAGCAGACCUGCUAUACCUCAGGUCCGUACCGCGUCCAAGAAAGAACCCAAGAAGACUACGAUAAGAGCGCCUAGCAAGGCCAACGGAGUGGCCAAGCCUUACCGACAUACAGCAGGCACAAACGUCCAGGCCAUCGCCAAUUAUGACUUUGGAACUGGCGAAAUCCAUCUUUCAACGUCUGCUAGUCCAUCGCACAGCGAUAUAUCACCGCAACUCACCAAAUCACUGUCGGACUCACUCGGACCGCGAAGUGACUCGCUGGGCCUGGCAGCAGCAAGCUUGGGCGCCGAGAAAGACAGUCGCAAUGACUUGUCAACACCGCACGUUGAAGCCGACGGAGAGAUCUCCGCAGCUAUACGUCUUCGAACGCCAAGCGAGUGUCAAGGAGGCAAGAAUCUUGCUCGAGCAUUGGGCUUCCUUGGAGGUAGAACCAGCCCGAUCGGCCCCGGCGUCUCAGGCUUUGACAUCACAUUCGCUGACCUUCUCGACGCGAGAAGCCGACACCCUGGCCAAGUCAUUGUACAUCGAAAUGCGCUUCUUGAUUCCGAAGACUACAACUCGGCAUUCGAAGAAGACGCACGGCUGAACCGAGAUCUCUGCAAUCAAGCUAUUUUAAAAUCCUCUGCGGAUACGUCACCGGAAGGCACCUACCUUCUCGAUCUUGGCGGCGGCUUCCAGAUCACAGUCCCGCUUGAUCCAAUAAUCGAAGCUACGUUCAAGCAAGGUGGUCAAGGCACCAUACCACCCGAGGGUCUCGUACGUAUCGCCACAGAGAUGAACGUCGACAUGAAAGACUACCGUGUCGAUGGUAAACCACACCCGGUGUACAGUAUGGGCGCCCCAAAGCAGGUCGAUAUCCGGCUCUUGGGCUCGAUACCUGUCACCAUAGUGGAGAUGGCCAUCUGGUUUCCUGCGCAUGGCUCACUCUGGCCGGACUGGACACAGCGAUUUGCUCGAAGUGGCUGGACGCAAAACAACAUCGCUGACUUGAUUAACCGCGCUUACAACACCGACGCCGUCGAAGGUGUCGGCCCAUCGACAAUCAGUCAGCAGACGAAUAAACAUGGUCGUGAAGCCCGUGAAUUGUUGGAAUCUUCUGGCCAGGGACAACAGCAGAUCACUGAAAGCGCGGCCCAUCCAGUAACGUCUUUCUCAUGCGAGAGCUGGACACCGCCUGGCGACGAAUACCAACUAGUCGACUAUUACGUCCGUGAUCUUGCGAACGGCGUCGACCGUGAUGACUUUCCUUCCGGUUCAGACAGGGGCCUUCUGACUCAAUUGAUCGAGUUUGUCGACGACAAUCUAGACGAGUGGGCUGAUCUCUUGCUCAGUGAUGUCCAGUUCAUCGAAGAUUCGGGUGGUUACUUCCAGACGACAAACCCGGCUUUCGGACCUGGGAUGGAGAACCCAGACGAGGAGGCGUUUCGCCGUCACAGGCUGCAAUUGAAACAAUAUCGCAAGACGAUGGCGGAUUAUCGCAUCCAGCAAAAGAAGGACAAAGCAAAAUUCGCGAUUGGGAGCCAAGACCAGGCUUAA